CGGGAUUUGUCCUCAUUAAUUAAGAGUGGUACGCGAAAACGAGUCGUGUCAUCAAUGAACUCAUGUCACUUCCUUUUCUCUCCGCCGCCUCUCCGAUCUCUGAAGCAAAACUGCACGAACCCAUUUCGCAAUAGAGAGAAACACACACAACAGCUCUCGGCUUUUCAAUCCAUACAAGCAAUCCAUCUCUAUACAAAAUGGGUCGCUACGAUAGAAACCAUCUGCUGGUGAAGAAAGGGGGCGGCGGCGGCACGGGGUUGGUUGACGGCGACGAAGAUGAGGAAUCUCGUAGCAAGAGAGCAAAACCCAAUCUUUUGAUUAUCCUCUUUCUCUCCCUCUUUUCUUGCAUAAUUAUUUUCAAUGUCUUGCAUUCAUUUGGAUUUAAAGGUGAAGGGCAUCCUUCUGUUUGCUCCUCAAUCUCCAAUGGUCAGUUUAGUCAUUUCCUUCAAUUUGUACCAAUUUUCUUGAUUUUUUAGUUUUUUCUCUUCGUUUCUUCACUGGAGUUGCCUGAUUUCUAUUUUCACCGUAUCUUUUCAGGUAGAGAUAUUACCCAAAAUGAGACUAAAAAAGUUUGGAAAUUCCAAAAUAGGACUUCCAUGUUUUGAUUCCCGAAAUAGGACUAAUUACUGUCAUGUUUUGACAGUACAAGACUUCAAACAUGGCAGUAUUUUCCAAAUUUGGCAGUAAUUAGUCCUAUUUUGGGAAUAAAAACAUGACAGUCCUAUUUUGGAAUUUUCAAACUUUUUUAGUCCCAUUUCGGGAACUUUCCCUUUUGAAUUUAAUUUAGUAAUAUUAUGGAAAAGGCCUUCUGUAUAAAUUCUAAAUGAAUGAUUUGCUUAGUGAAUAAUAGGCCUCACUUUGAAGAAAUUCUAAAUGGACCGGUGCUAGAACCUGGUGAACAUGUUUUCAGAUUUGAAAAAGGAAAUUUGGAAAAUGAAAAAUGAAAAUUGGGUAACAAAAAACUGGAAAAUAAAAACAGAAAAUUGGUGAUUGGAAAACAGAAAAGAUAAUUGGAAAAUAUCUCUGUUAGAAAAUUGGAAAAAUCUUAACUUUUCUAUGACUGAAGUUUGCCUAGGAAUGAAGUUUAUUUGCUUGAAUGUGCAGAAGUAAGCUAUUAAGCUAUGAAUAAUGAGAAUUGAUUUUAUCUUUUCAAAAGGAACUAUUUGCUGUGAUAGAAGCGGCUCCAGGUCUGAUGUGUGUGUCAUGAAAGGGGAUGUAAGAACACACCCUUCUUCAUCUUCAGUUGUGCUCCUCAGAAACUAUGAUCCCAAAACUCAAGUUAUCCCACUCGAAAAGAUCAAGCCUUAUACUAGAAAAUGGGAAACAAGUAUCAUGGACACCAUUGAUGAACUACAUCUCGUCGUGAAGAAAAAGGGUGACGCCACCCGCCAUCAAUGUGAUGUCCAGCACAAUGCCCCGGCUGUCGUAUUCUCGACCGGAGGCUACACUGGGAAUGCAUACCAUGAAUUCAAUGAUGGGAUUUUGCCCUUAUACAUCACUUCUCAACAUUUCAACCGUAAGGUCGUUUUUGUCAUUCUUGAAUAUCACAACUGGUGGAUUUCCAAGUACAAUGACAUUCUUCCCCAUCUCUCCGACUACCCUCCUGUGGAUUUUCGAGAUAACCGGAUCCACUGUUUCCCUGAAGCAAUAGUUGGGUUAAGAAUCCAUGAUGAGCUCACCAUUGAUCCUUUGUUGAUGAAAGCUAACAAGAGCAUGAGUGAUUUUAGGGAGCUUCUUGACCAAGCUUAUUUGCCAAGAAUCCGUGGUCUUAUUCAAGAAGAAAUGGAAAAUCAUUCUCCCUCAGCAAAGGAGGAAAAAAACUUUGACGUACCAAAACUUGUUAUAAUGGCCAGGAACGGGUCCAGAGAAAUACUUAAUGAAGACUCAUUGGUGAGAUUGGCUGAGGAAAUCGGUUUCCAAGUGGAAAUUUUGAUACCUAAUAAGACCUUAGAGCUAGCGAGGAUUUAUAGAGUUCUUAAUUCAAGUGACGUUAUGGUUGGAGUCCAUGGUGCUGCGAUGACUCAUUUCCUCUUCAUGAGGCCUGCAAGGGGAUCAGUCUUUAUCCAAAUUAUUCCAUUGGGAACAGAUUGGGCAGCAGAAACUUACUUUGGUGCACCAGUAAAGAAGAUGGGAUUGAGCUACAUUGGCUACAAAAUCCUACCAGAUGAAAGCACUUUGUAUGAUGAAUAUGACAAGAAAGACCCUGUACUUACGGAUUCAAAUAGCGUGAAUGUGAAAGGAUGGGAAUUUACCAAAGAGGUGUACCUUGAUCGCCAAAAUGUCAGGUUGAACCUGAGAAGGUUUCAGAAGAGUCUUCUCCGUGCCUAUUAUUACACUAUUGCUGUGAAAAAUAGACGAUCCAGAAAGGGAAGUCGGUAACAUUUUGGGGUAUAAUUGUGGCAUACGUUCAUAUCAACUCUUAUAUUGUUCCUAACUUUGCUGUAAAUAUUUUGUGAACAUCGUUGAUGUGCUAUUUUUGUGUACAUCAUCCAUUAUAGAGCCAAAAAUCCAUAAACUCUCAUUAAGGCGAAUACCACUCUCAAGUUCUGAAUCUGUUUACCGAGCACCAUUUAUUUGCUAAUUGCUUGCCUCUUCGGUACAUGUUGAUAGAAGUAGCAAUCUGUCCACCCGCUUUACAAACCAUAUUGUACAUCCAAUAGUAUUUUUCUAAUUUUUG
This is a messenger RNA of Cuscuta epithymum, 2677 nucleotides long. The record is from the annotation of a GenBank genome assembly. Lineage: Eukaryota; Viridiplantae; Streptophyta; Magnoliopsida; Solanales; Convolvulaceae.